AUGGAAAUAUCAUAUCCGUGUACAUGUAAAUUAAAUGAGUCUGUGGAUGCAGCACCUCAAACUGUAGAAUUAAAGCCUGGAAAGUAUUUGGUCGAACUUUGGGGUGCAAGUGGUGGAUGUAAUACGAAACAACGAAGCGGUAAAGGAGCAUAUGUAUGGAUUCGUCUAAAUCUCGUUGAAUCGAAAAAUUUUACGAUCUUUGUAGGCGGAACUUCGACUUAUUCUAAUAUAACUAUGGUAAAAGGUGGUUGUAACGGCGGUGGUGAUUCAUAUCAAGGUAACCUCAAGAAUGGUGAGUCUCUGAUCGCCGGAGGUGGUGGUGGAUCUACUUCAAUAGGUCUGUCACUUUUUGAUUCCGAUCGAAUUGCCGUUGCAGCUGGUGGUGGGGGUUGUGGGCGCACUGGAGACGGUGGCAACGCCGGUGGAUUAGUUGGAUCUGAUGGUACUGGAAUACUGAAUUUCAAUUACCGAGGAUUAGGAGCAAGCCAAGAAUGCCCUGGAACAGGGGGUUGGGGUUAUGAUGAUUUUCGAGCAGAAGAUGGGAAAAUUAAAAAGGGAGGAAAUGGUUUUGGAUUAGCUUACAAUGGCGGUGGCGGUGGAGGGGGAUAUUAUGGAGGAGGUGGUGCAUAUGAGGCGGGUGGUGGUGGUGGAUCUUCGUAUAAAAAGUCGGGUUAUUAUGGCCUAAUUCAAAGUGGAUCAGAAAUAUUUCGUUCCCCUGAAGGUAUUAACGAAGAAGGCCACUACGGUAAUGGCUUUGCACGAAUCAAAUUCAUCUCAUACUCAUGUGUUGUUAACAUUUUCAACAGAAACAUUUUUCCUUUUGAUAAAUUCUUUUUCAUUUUUCUUGUCUCAUAG
Messenger RNA from Trichomonas vaginalis G3, 855 nucleotides. RefSeq names its product glycine-rich protein family. Lineage: Eukaryota; Parabasalia; Trichomonadida; Trichomonadidae. The transcript has a single exon. The coding region runs from base 1 to 855 and encodes 284 amino acids. The record is from RefSeq and is a predicted model, not a curated record.